Messenger RNA from Cryptomeria japonica (Japanese cedar), 549 nucleotides. RefSeq lists its product as uncharacterized. Lineage: Eukaryota; Viridiplantae; Streptophyta; Pinopsida; Cupressales; Cupressaceae. The record is from RefSeq and is a predicted model, not a curated record. The coding region runs from base 1 to 549 and encodes 182 amino acids. Gene Ontology annotation, molecular function: nucleic acid binding; zinc ion binding. The transcript has 2 exons.
AUGGAUAAUACCCCGACCGACGGGUUAAAGAAGCGAUGGUUUAUUGAGGGUCUACAACCAUCACUGCGGAAAAAGAUGAAGGUAGUACCCCCAUCCACUUUCAUGGAGGCAUACAAUAGAGCCAUGGAUAUUGAAAGUGAGAACAAGACAUCAAAGGGCAAGAAGCAUACAAGCGAUGAAGAUAGUAGUGAUCAGGAGAGCGAGGAGGAGUCACGUACGAUACAAGCACUCCGGAAGGAUAUGAGACGGAUGAUGCGGGAAAUGAGGACGCAAAAGGAAGAAAGUAGGGAGGGCAGAGACCUCUGGAGUGCCCAAGUACUUUAUACUCAAGAACAGGCAACACCACCCACUACACCCACCAAGAACACAAACUCAGAUGCGUCACCAGGCGGCUAUAGGACCAGCCGGAGGGGGAGUAACAACAACAGCAAUAAUAAUACACCACGGGGUCGCAUCCAAUACGAUGCAAAAGGAAGACCAAUGAUACAAUGUCGACGAUGUAACGAAUGGGGCCAUUUUGCACGCGACUGCCAGAGUGGUGCUGGGUAA